Melanotaenia boesemani (Boeseman's rainbowfish) is the source of this 4267-nucleotide messenger RNA. Its product is annotated as TBC1 domain family member 9B. The record is from RefSeq and is a predicted model, not a curated record. Gene Ontology annotation, molecular function: calcium ion binding. The transcript is spliced from 23 exons. Lineage: Eukaryota; Metazoa; Chordata; Actinopteri; Atheriniformes; Melanotaeniidae. The coding region runs from base 135 to 3767 and encodes 1210 amino acids.
CGCGUCAGUCGCGGAAGUGAUAUGCAGUCAUCAGACUGGGUGAAAACAACAACAUCAGAUCUAUCAACAUCAUCCAGAGGCUGAUUUGUUCCCCCGGUGUUCCUCCGGCGUAGGGUGAGCAGCAGCGGGCAGAGAUGUGGAUCCAUCCGGAGGAGGUGCUGCUGGCCGGAGCUCUGUGGGUGUCCGAGCGGGCCAACCCGUUCUUCGUCCUGCAGAGAAGGAGGGGGCACGGCCGCGGAGGGGGGCUCUCUGGUCUCCUGGUCGGGACUCUGGAUGUGGUUCUGGAUUCCAGUGCCAGAGUAGCUCCAUACAGAAUCCUACUGCAGACGGCGGACUCUCAGGUCUACUGGACCAUCGCCUGUGGCUCAUCCAGGAAGGAGAUCACAGAGCACUGGGAUUGGCUGGAGACCAACCUGCUGCAGACCAUCUCCAUCUUCGACAACGAUGAAGAUAUCACCACGUUUGUGAAAGGGAAAAUUUGUGGCAUCAUCGCGGAGGAGAAUCGACUGAAGGAGAGUGAAGAGCAGGAGGAGGACAGUGGGAAGUUUCGGGAGGCGGAACUGAAGAUGAGGAAGCUCUUCGGGAUGCCGGAAGAGGAGAAGCUGGUGAAUUACUAUUCCUGCAGCUACUGGAAGGGCCGAGUGCCGCGGCAGGGCUGGCUCUACCUGUCCGUCAACCACCUGUGCUUCUACUCCUUCCUGUUGGGAAAGGAGGUGACCCUGGUGGUGCCGUGGACCGAAGUGACGCAGCUCGAGAAGAAUGCCACCCUGGUUUUUCCGGAGAGUGUCCGUGUGAGCACCCGUCACACUGAACAUUUCUUCUCUAUGUUCCUCAACAUCAACGACACCUUCAAGCUGAUGGAGCAACUCGCCAACAUUGCCAUGCGCCAGCUGCUUGACAACGAAGCGUUUGCCGCCGACCGCUCGCUGCCUAAACCCUGCAAGACUCUGAAGAAUGUCUCUGCACUAAAGAGAGAUUUUGAUGCCAGGGCGAAGAAUGAGCGGUACCGGGCCAUGUUCCGGCUCACGCAGGACGAACGGCUGGAUGGACACACGGACUGCACACUGUGGACGCCGUUUGCUAAGAUGCAUGUGGUUGGACAGCUGUUCAUCUCCAACAACUACAUCUGCUUCAGCAGCAAAGAGGAGGAUCUCUGUCAGCUCAUCAUCCCACUCAGAGAGGUGUCCAUUGUGGAGAAGGCAGACAGCAGCAGUGUCCUUCCUUGUCCUGUCUCCAUCAGCAUGAAGAACAAGAUGAACUUCCUCUUUGCCAACCUUAAAGACAGAGAUUUUCUGGUCCAGCGGAUUUCAGACUUCCUGCAGCGCACACCGGACAGUUCAUGGGGUGACACCAAUCCUCUGUCCCUGAUUGGACAAUCGGUGUCUUCCAGCGUCCCCUUGUCCUCAUCUGCAGAGUCAGGUGGCAAUGGUCCCCACAAGGGGCGCCAUUACCACCACGGUCUGCCCACUGCCAGCCAGGGUCUGCUACAACUCUACCACCACGAUGCUCCAGAGAACCUGGGACCCAAAGCUAUGAAGGAGAAGAUGAAGGAGGAAGCAUGGAACAUCCAUUUUUCAGAGUUCGGUCGUGGUGUCUGCAUGUACCGGACCUCCAGAGCCAGAGAACUUGUCCUCAACGGGAUCCCAGAGCGUUUGAGAGGAGAGCUGUGGCUGCUGUUUUCUGGAGCACAAAAUGAAAUGGCGUCACAUCCUGGUUACUAUGGCGACUUGGUUGAACAGGCUAUGGGACUGUGUUCAUUGGCUACAGAGGAGAUUGAGCGUGACCUCCACCGUUCGAUGCCAGAACACAGAGCUUUCCAGAAUGAGAUGGGAAUCGCCGCCCUGCGCCGUGUCCUCACCGCCUACGCUCACCGCAAUCCAAGCAUCGGAUACUGUCAGGCCAUGAACAUCGUCACCUCUGUGCUGCUGCUCUACUGUACCGAGGAAGAGGCCUUCUGGCUUCUGGUGGCGCUGUGUGAGCGCAUGCUGCCAGACUACUACAACACCAGGGUCGUAGGAGCUCUGGUUGAUCAGGGGGUGUUUGAGGAGCUGACCCGGGCCUUCCUCCCCCUGCUAUAUGAACACAUGCAGGAGAUGGGAGUCAUCUCCACCAUCAGCCUUUCCUGGUUCCUCACCCUCUUCCUGUCCGUGAUGCCGUUCGACAGCGCUGUCCUUUUGGUCGACUGCUUCUUCUACGAAGGAAUCAAAGUUAUCUUCCAGGUGGCGUUGGCUGUUCUUCAUGACAACAUGGACGCCCUGCUGUCCUGCAAUGACGAGGGAGAGGCCAUGACCAUUUUGGGCAGGUACCUGGAUAACGUGGUGAAUAAACAGACUGUGGCUCCACCCAUCCCCCACCUGCACGCCCUGCUGACGUGUGGAGAUGAACCCCCACCUGAGAUGGAUGUCUUCGACCUCAUCAAGUCGUCCUAUGAGAGGUUUGGCAGCCUGCGCUCUGAUGUCAUCGAGCAGAUGCGAUUCAAGCAGAGGUUAAAGGUCAUCCAGUCUCUGGAGGACACAGCCAAGAGGAGUGUGGUGAGGGCGAUGAUGACGGAGUCGGCCUUCAGCAUCGAGGAGCUGGAGGAACUCUACUGUCUGUUUAAGUCCAAACACAUGACCAGCUGUUACUGGGGCUCCAGCAGCUCUGCAGCGGAGCGCCAUGACCCCAGUCUGCCGUACCUGGAGCAGUACCGCAUAGACCCGGUCCAGUUCGCCCAGCUCUUCUCUGCUCUCGCUCCCUGGGUCUGUGGAGGUCACACCCCCACACUGUCGGCCCGACUCUUCAGACUUCUGGACCAGAACCAGGAUGGGCUUGUCAACUUCAAAGAGUUCAUCACUGGACUCAGUGGGAUGUAUCAUGGAGACAUGACGGAGAAACUCAAACUGCUGUUCAAGCUCCACCUCUCACCAGCUUUGUGUCCUGAGGAGGCGGAGUCUGCUCUGGAGGCCGCACACUUCUUCACCGAGGACGAGCCACCAGAAACUUCCUUCCUGUCUGAUCUGGACACUUUGCGGCAGCAGGAAGUGACAUCAGGUGAGGAGGGAAAGGAUGGUGGAGGAGACGGUGAAGAAAAGAAAGAGGUGAAGGACUACAGGUAUUACCUGAGGAUGUGGGCCAAAGAGAAGGAGCCCAAAAAAGAGACGAUCAAAGACCUGCCUAGGAUGAAUCAGGAGCAGUUCAUCGAGUUGUGUAAAACUCUGUACAACAUGUUCAGCGAGGAGCCGUUGGAGCAGGAGCUCUAUCACUCCAUCGCCACCGUGGCCAGCCUACUGCUGCACAUCGGGGAAGUCGGCAAGAAGUUUGGAAACGGCAGCAAGAAGCCAGAGACCACGCCUCAAGCCCCGCCCACAGCCCUGGAGGAUGAGGGGGUGCCCGGCGAGGGAGCUUCAGGUGAGGCUCAGGUGUGCCAGGCUUUGGCCGAUGCCCAGCUGGAGUCGCCAGCUCCGCAAACAUCUGACGAGGAAACCAAAGAUGACACGUCGGUGUCGUCGUACUCGGUGGUGAGCUCCGGCUCGCUGCAGUGCGAGGACAUCGCUGAUGACACCGUGCUGAUCGGCACCCAGCAGAGGCGGGGCAGCGUGCUGGAUGUAGACUGGUCCAUCACCUUCGAGCAGGUACUGGCGUCGCUGCUCACUGAGCCUCCACUCGUCGACUACUUUGAGAGGAAAGGAGACAUUCAGGCCAAGAUGGCCGCCUGUAAGGCUCAGCGGGUCGUAGAGCGUCAAACAAGCUCCGCCUCUGACCUCGAACUCACCCAGCAUUCCGCCUAAAUCAGCUGACCACCUGACUCACCAGCAGGUUCCUCAGGUGAGACAGGCAAUUCACUGAUGUCAUCAUGUGAUUUGUGCUGCUGAUUGGCCCUUAACUGAUGACGUCAUCUCGGCAGUGACUCUGAUUGGCUGGUUGGUCCUGCAGAGGGAAGAAAGUCUUCGUCAGCGAUUGGCCGGUGACGUCGCUCCAGUUGGGUCAUUGAUCAGUCCCAAACAGGAAGUAGACGAGCAGGUGAACUCACCUGUUGGAUGUUUCUGUCUCUGUUUUCUAACUUUUAACUUCAAUUUUAUUGAUUUACAGAAUAAAAGUUCAGUGUUUUUUUUUUAUACUUUUGUUUUGAAGCCUUGUUUGUUUUUUCCUGUUUUUAAUGACGUCACACGUGUUUACUUCUUGUUAAAAGUGAUGUUACAGUGUUUCUGUCAGUUUAACCUGCCUGCUUUUAAAUCCAUCACAUUGAUCGGUUAUUGAUCUGUACGCUAAUAAAUACUGAAGGAAAUCA